AUGCCUAUCGCAGGAAAAACGAAGACGCUCUCACCGGAGGAAGCGGCGGUCGCAUUUCGGAUUGCGAGUAGUAGCAGUAUCGCAACGAUCGCCUUCCUGCUGUGGGACAUCUGCAUUACGGUGGAUCAAGAAGUAGAACUCAUAUGGAGCCAGCCAUUCUCAUUCGCCAAUGUCUUGUAUCUCAUCGUACGCUACCUUCCGAUUGUUCUCCAGAUUUCUAUCCUUCCCAUAGGUUCCACAGAGCCCGAGGGGUUGACCUUCUCUCACAGGGAGUGCCUCAUUUGGCAGCUAUACCAACUAGUAGCGACCAUGUUAUUAUUCAUGGCUGUGGAGUAUAUUCUCCUCCUUCGUGUUGAUGCAUUGUACGGGGGUUGUCGACCCAUUAGAUGGAUUAUUCGCUGCCUCUACUUCGUGGAAGUGACGUGCAUGAUUGUAGGAAUCUCGGUUUCUGCCCAUGGAUUCUUGUUCGACGCUAGGUGUGGGGUCACUGAUACACCAUCUACCGCUGUGAUAUUUGGCGUUGUCACGCCUGUCUUCCAGACUUUGUUAUUCGCCUUGACUUUCUAUAAGUUUGCACAGGCGGUCAAAGAGGGUUGGGGACGGACCCCACUGACCGUUUUGUUGAUGCGUGACGGAACAUGGGCAUUCUUUAUCAUUGAAGCGUUGCUUGCCGCGAACGGGAUUCUCAACUUUGUGACGGAUUACCCUUACAGUUCUUUGAUGUUCUGCUGGCUUCUGUCGGGCUUCUCCUUUGUCGUAUGUCACCUCCAUCCAAGUAAAUUAGAUCAACGUAACAAUCCCUGA
Molecule: messenger RNA, 804 nt
Organism: Pleurotus ostreatus (oyster mushroom)
Lineage: Eukaryota; Fungi; Basidiomycota; Agaricomycetes; Agaricales; Pleurotaceae
Exons: 8
Coding region: 1-804 (267 amino acids)
Source: RefSeq, a predicted model, not a curated record